AUGCCCGCCUGCGGAGGCGCGCUCCCCCUGGCUGCCUUCACGCUCGCCUUCUGGGGCAUCUGCUCCCCAGUGUGCGUGGAGGUGCCCUCGGAGACGGAGGCCGUCCAGGGCAACGCCAUGAAGCUGCGCUGCAUCUCCUGCAUGAAGAGGGAGGAGGUGGAGGCCACCACGGUGGUGGAAUGGUUCUACAGGCCCGAGGGCGGUAAAGAUUUCCUUAUCUAUGAGUAUCGGAACGGCCACCAGGAGGUGGAGAGCCCCUUCCAGGGGCGCCUGCAGUGGGACGGCAGCAAGGACCUGCAGGACGUGUCCAUCACGGUGCUCAACGUCACCCUCAACGACUCUGGUCUCUACACCUGCAACGUGUCCCGGGAGUUUGAGUUCGAGGCGCACCGCCCCUUCGUGAAGACCACGCGGCUGAUCCCCCUCCGCGUCACCGAGGAGGCUGGAGAGGACUUCACCUCUGUCGUCUCAGAGAUCAUGAUGUACAUCCUCCUGGUCUUCCUCACGCUGUGGCUGCUCAUUGAGAUGAUCUACUGCUACCGGAAGGUCUCCAAGGCUGAGGAGGCCGCCCAAGAGAACGCGUCCGACUACCUUGCCAUCCCAUCAGAGAACAAGGAGAACUCGGUGGUGCCAGUAGAGGAAUAG
This is a messenger RNA of Eptesicus fuscus (big brown bat), 645 nucleotides long. RefSeq names its product sodium voltage-gated channel beta subunit 3 (gene SCN3B). The transcript is spliced from 5 exons. The record is from RefSeq and is a predicted model, not a curated record. Gene Ontology annotation, biological process: ventricular cardiac muscle cell action potential; regulation of heart rate by cardiac conduction; sodium ion transport. Gene Ontology annotation, cellular component: voltage-gated sodium channel complex. The coding region runs from base 1 to 645 and encodes 214 amino acids. NCBI's taxonomy places the organism in Eukaryota, Metazoa, Chordata, Mammalia, Chiroptera, Vespertilionidae. Gene Ontology annotation, molecular function: sodium channel regulator activity.